GCCUGGAGUAUAGCUUUGGGUAUAUAUAUUCCUCUCAGCAGCGUAUUCGGAAAACCGAUCAAUCAAUCCUGCAUUACAACACGGCUCAUCAUCGAUUGAUACAGCCAACUUUUGGCUGCCAUCUGAAAUUUCAUCAUACAUAUAUAUAUUUCGGUAUUGCUUUAAAAAGCCAGUUUCUCUUUGCUUUUCCAAGUCGACGAAACAAUGGCAACCACCAAGACUAUCGUCGUAGUCGGCGCCACGGGAAAUCAAGGAUCCUCUGUUGCCCACACCUUUUUGGGCCUGCCCAAUUGGCAAGUACGAUGUAUCACACGCAACCCGUCAUCUGCCGCCGCCCAAGAGCUAGCAGCGCUCGGUGCCGAUGUUGUUCAAGCCGAUUUGUCGGAUAUAAACUCCCUCCGAAUCCCAUUCAGUGGUGUUCAUGCCAUCUUCCUCAACACUGAUUUUUGGGGUCCGUACGUCGCCUCGCCCGAUGGACAAAAGAGACCUCCCGAUAGCGACAAAGCUUUCAAUAUCGAGGUAGAUCACGGUCGAAAUGCAGCCAUUGUUGCUGCUGCUGUUCCAACUCUCGAGCGUUUCGUGUAUUCCGCCCUUGGGCCGAUGAAGAAACACUCCAAGGGUAAAUACUCUCAUUCUUACCACUGGGAUUCCAAAGCUACGAUUGUCGAAUAUAUUCAGACGGAGCAGCCGGAGCUUGCGAAGAAGACUUCUUAUAUUUAUAUUGGCGCUUUCACGAGUAAUCCGUUGGUCAAGCCUCGCAAGUUGGACUCAAACACCGGACGGUAUCAGUUCAUAAUCCCAAUGAAGAAGGAGCAGAUUAUGCCGAUAAUCAAUCCCCGUGAAUCUACUGGACCGUUUGUACAAGCAUUGAUUGAGACUGAGGACCCAGGCGUCAAGCUGCUCGCGUAUGAUAGUCUUCCCACUUUGGGUGAGAUUGUUGACCUGUGGUCCAAAGCCUCAGGGAAGCCGGCCGACUACGUUGAAGUGACAGCCGAGCAUAUGAACCGCGAGUUUGGAAUUCCAAUGGAGGUACUCGACGCAACGGGGUAUUUGCCUGAAUUUGGGUAUAUGGGGGGAGUAGAUGGCUUCAUAGAGCCUGAUCAGUUAAAGGUCAGGCCGAGGACCAAGCCAUUUGUGGAAUGGCUGAAUGAGCAGGACUGGGAGAAUAUUUUAUUAAACUAAACACUACCAAUCAAGGGAACUGUUGGAGAAGUAUAA
Talaromyces proteolyticus is the source of this 1218-nucleotide messenger RNA. RefSeq lists its product as uncharacterized. NCBI's taxonomy places the organism in Eukaryota, Fungi, Ascomycota, Eurotiomycetes, Eurotiales, Trichocomaceae. The transcript has a single exon. Bases 205 to 1182 code for a protein of 325 amino acids. The record is from RefSeq and is a predicted model, not a curated record.